Molecule: messenger RNA, 510 nt
Organism: Peniophora sp. CBMAI 1063
Lineage: Eukaryota; Fungi; Basidiomycota; Agaricomycetes; Russulales; Peniophoraceae
Source: the annotation of a GenBank genome assembly
AUGCCUCUCUUCGGUUCCAACAAGAACAAGAGCCCGCCCUCGCCUCCGCCCCAGCAGGCACCGCAGCAGUACGACAACUACGAUUCGCAACCCAACCGCAAGGGUAGCAUCUUCUCGCGUCGCUCCGCCGAGCAGCCUCGCCAGGCUCCCUAUGACGACCCCGCUAUGCACCCCGCCGACCAGCAGUCGACCCGCAGCGGCGGCGGCGGUCUCUUCAGCCGCAAUCGCCGCUCGAGCGACGACAUGAGCUACGGCGGUAGCACCCGCUCUGGCGCUUUCACCCAGGACCACAGUAUCACUGGCGCCCGCGACAAGGUCUUCCAGGCCGAGGCCGCUGAGCGCGCUGCCGACCAGGCACUUGCCGCGGCACGCGGUGCUGUGCGCGAGGCGCGCGACCAUGUUCGCAUGCUUGAGCGUGAGGCCGUUGAGGAGGCCCGCCGCGCGAAGAUCAAGUCCGAGGAGGCAAAGCACGUCUCGAAGAGCGCUCGCGGCCUCGGUCGCCACGGCUGA